GACUGACCAAUGCAUAUCAUAACAAAUUAGUAUAAAAACUCGACGUUUUGUUGACAUGGACAUCAUUUAGUGUCCCAACUCUCCAGCAACAAUGAAGGUAGCCGUAUUCGCUCUUAUCGCUCUCGCCUCAAUGGCGAGCGCUUCCAUCUACGACGUGUUGGAGGGACACACUGGUCACGGUGCCGGUUACGGAACUGGAUACCCCUACAUCCACCCCAUUGUCGCUGCACGCUACGGAGCCUAUCCCCACGUCUACGGAGCAUACCCCCAUGUCUACGGAGACUACCCCCACCACGUCUACGGCGCCUAUCCCCACGUUUACGGAGGAAUUGACAAAGUUGUUGUUCCCUACGUUCAUGCCGGCAGCUCCAGGCCCAGCACGAACUUACCCAGGAACACGAAUUGCAGCACGAACACAACCUCCAGCACCAGCAGGAACUGGAACACCAACAGGCUCUGACCCGUGAACACCACUUGGAACAGAUCCAGCUGUUGCAGCACCAACAGCAACUGCAGAACCAGCAGCAGCUCCAGCAGCAACAGACCCUCCAACAACAGCACCUCCAACAGCAACACAUCUUGGAACACCAACAGUACGAUGACGAAACCUACAACGGUGCUGCCGGUAUUGUAGGACAUGUCGGUGUUGUGCCCACCUGGAGAUACGGAGCUUACGGAGGUGUCCACCACUACCCAUCAACCCACCAUUACUACCCUACUGUGUACUAAGAAGUUAAUAUGCCAUGUACAUAUAUUUUGAGAACGAUAUUUAAUAAAAAAAA
Molecule: messenger RNA, 782 nt
Organism: Acanthoscelides obtectus
Lineage: Eukaryota; Metazoa; Arthropoda; Insecta; Coleoptera; Chrysomelidae
Source: the annotation of a GenBank genome assembly